This is a messenger RNA of Endocarpon pusillum Z07020, 1959 nucleotides long. RefSeq lists its product as uncharacterized. Bases 1 to 1959 code for a protein of 652 amino acids. The record is from RefSeq and is a predicted model, not a curated record. The transcript has 3 exons. Gene Ontology annotation, molecular function: protein binding. NCBI's taxonomy places the organism in Eukaryota, Fungi, Ascomycota, Eurotiomycetes, Verrucariales, Verrucariaceae.
AUGGAAGUCGCAGGACCCUCAGCACCAUGUUCCACCCAUGAGAGACUAGCUUUGAGCAAUCUCCCCCUAGAUGAUUACAACACCCUUUCUUGCAAGGUAUACAACGAGACCUUGAAAGCCAGCAAUUGGGCAUUACAGUCCCGCAAGCAGAAUGUAGUAGCUCCUGAACAGCCCAGCGUCCCUAACCACCAUGACUGGCACAACGUCGAGCCGGCAUUCAUACAGCAGGAACUUAAUCUAAACCAGCUUCAUCAAAAUGCUCACGACACAGUUGAUAGCUUGCCGGAUGCUCAAUCGUGGAACGAAAGCACAUUGGUAUAUCGAUCACGCGAGCCAAGUGUGAUAGCUGCCGAACGGCCCAAGUACCCAAGCACUCAAGACUGGGAAAACAUCAAGCCGAUCUUCACGAAGCUGUACAGCACGGAUAACAGAGCUUUAAAAGAUGUUAAGACCAUACUCGAGAAAAAUUAUGAUUUCGUAGCGACUGAGCGCAUGUACAAAGGGCGCAUAAAUGCCUGGAACCUCCACAAGAAUUUGAAAAAGGCCGAGAAAGCAACUUUGAUUCGAAAAGUCCGCCAGAAAAGGAGACCAAACCCGCCCCUUUUCAAGGGCCGCCCGGUCCAGAUGCAUCGACUUCUACGUUAUUGCAAAGAGAACAAAGUCCCGACUAGCGGCUUGGAAGCAGUGGUACGUCGAGGAGGGCAGCGACGUAUGACGUCACUGGUUGAUGUCAGUAGCGGUGCAGAAUCAGAAACAUACAACCUACAGUCGUUGUUUCGAACACCUUCUCCGCCGGCUCGGCCCAUCGCAAUCCAUGGUGAUAUGCGGACUGCAGAGUUGAUCAUAUGGACCAAUGAAGUCUAUUUGAAGGAAUAUUUCACAACUGGGCUGGGUACCUACUACUUCAAGCCAGAAUUGACCAUCGCAGCCCUUAAUGGACGUCCUACACAAGCCUCGGUUUCGACGAAAAAUGAGGAAGCUUGGGACCGCGUUGUGGACCCUUUGUCCAUGAUUAAACACAUAACAGAUGCAUUUUGCGCCUUGCAGUCUGGUUUCGCUCAAUUAGCAUUUACAACAGUUAGCGAAGCGUUUGACCUUUUGGAGACCUUCUUCAAGCAGCAGACACCUAUACUCUUACCGUGCCUUAUCUGUGUUUUCGAAAACAGGACAAGAGGCGAAUCUGACUUUUCUAGACAUGUACGACAAUUUAUUCUCAGCAUGGGCACGACUGUUCUUGGUAGUGCACACCCUCUCUUAGUAAUUCUCAACUCUUUGUGCACAAUUUCAUCCACGAAUGGAAAAAUGUUUGCCUGGCGUGUCGUUACUGACAGCUUCAGCAAGUUCUUUGAUGUCCUAAAAAUUCCUGGCAUGCUUUUGUACCUGCGCUUGUUUUACAUUGAUGGGCUGAGGGGGAGAGGGUGGGUACAAGAAGGGCAAGACUAUUUAGAGGCGGUGUGUAGUCCAGAGGAGGAGAUAGAAGGGCAGAAUGUGGACUAUAUCCUUGUAAAAGCGAUCUUGUUACGCAAGCAGCACAAAUUUAUCGAAGCGGAAGUUGAAUAUAGAAGAUGUCUGGAGCUCUUAGAAGGGGCUGGGUGUGAUAUUUUGGCGAAUGGUUUACCUUCUAAAUUACUGUCCCGGUGGCAUUAUUUAGACGUUUGUCUGUUUGGCCUGGGGAGAAUACUAAAGGCCACAGGGAGGAUCGACGAGGGGCAGGCCAUGUAUAGGGGGUAUAUUGAAUUGGUUUGUGCUGCAUAUGGUCCAGACAGCGUUGAGACCCAGGUUGCAACAUCCGCGUUCGAUGACUUUCUCGUCGAAAAUGGAUAUAUCGAAGAGAGCGCAGCGUUGAGGGCUCAAUACCCCUUCCUCCUUGGUCGGUACGGAGACGAAGGUCGGUUGGGGGACUCUCAGGGCAACAGGCAACGAAUCACACUUCAUCUGCUCGUAUCCAACACGAACUAA